AUGGAAGUCUUGGAUCCAGAGUCAAGCGGGUCAGUUUCCUGUCAGAACCUGACGGUCCUGAACAAGACCAACGAAUUUGAGGCCAGAGGGUUGCUAUACGACGCCACGUCCUCGGGUCUGAUCACUUUCGCUUUGCCGGUCAUCGGUACCAUUGGCUGCCUCAUCAACGCCUCUUUUCUCUUCGUCGUGUUUCGCAUCCGCCGAAUGCGGACCAUCACCAACGCCUACCUGUGCAACCUGGCUGUCUCUGACAUCCUGUUCCUGCUGACGGCCACCGUAGCCAGCUCGCUACAGUUCCACUCCUCCCCGGUCAAUUUCGACAAGUACCGAACCGGGAUCGCCGGCUGCAUCCUCUUCAACUUCCUCAUCUACACCUUCUUCUUCGCCUCCAUAGCACUGGUCACGCUGGUCUCUCUGGAGCGCUACUUCGCCAUAUGCAGCCCCCUGAAGCAGUGGCUGACCAGCGGCAAGGCCCGGACGGCCAAGCUGUUGGUUAUUACAUGGGUCAUCGCCGCCAGCAUGGCUGCAGUCAACGUACCGGCAUUCAUCGUCCUAAUGCCCGUGUGCGUGGAUUGGCCAGAUACAGAAGCCUUUCAGGGCUUCCCGGAGGUAGUUGGAGACUGCAAGCCCAUAGCACCCUGGUUCACCCAGGUCUCCCGGGUUUCACGCAUGAUUCCCUUCUUUGUGGCCAUGGCGGGCAACGUCUACAUGUAUUCCCGCAUCACCCUGACGCUCAAGCGUAGGUUCAUCGUGAACACGGACGAAGCCGCGGCCAGCAGCCAGGCCAUCAACCACGUCCAGAGCGUCCGGAGACAGGUCUCCGCCAUGCUGAUCGCCACCGGCACGGCGUUCUUUCUCUGCCAAGUCUCCACCCAGGUCCACGUCCUGCUGGAGAUGAUCUCCAGCCUGACUGGUGUCGGCUACUUGUCGCCUCAGCAACGUGUGGUGUUCCUGUGGAUCAACCGCAUGCUCCUGUACGCCAACUCCACCAUCAACCCCGUCGUGUAUAACGUCACUAACCAGCGAUACCGGAGUGCCUUCAACGCGGCCAUCCUGCACUGCGACACCAACAUGACUACCAAGCAGCGGGGAAGUCAUCGACCAGGUAUGGAGAGAGACACGGCACAGCAGACCAUCCAUACGACACUAAUGUGAAGGAAAUUGAGAGUUACAAAAAGUCAGUCUUGGAAUACAACUCUACUGAAUAGUGUUUGUCUCGGUAACAUUUUAACAGAGGAAUUCAUUGGAAAUCUACAAAUUGGACCGACAGAGCAAACGGAUUACGGGUUGGCAUCUUGGCAUCACUCUUUAAACCUUAUCUCUGCUCGGCAACGCAGUGGCGACAAAAACAGCACAACAUGAUGCGCGUUCCAGCAGGGA
This is a messenger RNA of Acanthaster planci (crown-of-thorns starfish), 1380 nucleotides long. Its product is annotated as growth hormone secretagogue receptor type 1-like. NCBI's taxonomy places the organism in Eukaryota, Metazoa, Echinodermata, Asteroidea, Valvatida, Acanthasteridae. The record is from RefSeq and is a predicted model, not a curated record.